AUGGGAUUGCCAUGCUUCUGCUUGAUCAGAAGGAGAAAAUGGUUGCUCAGGAAAUCUCCGAUCUUGAGAAAGAUACAGCCAUACAGGGUUCAAGUUGAGAGUGGUGGCUCAAAACUAUCCUCAUACACCCUGAUUGUUUGCAAUAGUUUUCAGAGUGAUAAGCACAUCUUCAGGUUAAAAAAACAGAACAUGCCUUGCACACAAGCUUUGUAA
Molecule: messenger RNA, 213 nt
Organism: Microthlaspi erraticum
Lineage: Eukaryota; Viridiplantae; Streptophyta; Magnoliopsida; Brassicales; Brassicaceae
Source: the annotation of a GenBank genome assembly